This is a messenger RNA of Ricinus communis (castor bean), 736 nucleotides long. RefSeq names its product MLP-like protein 28. The transcript has 2 exons. NCBI's taxonomy places the organism in Eukaryota, Viridiplantae, Streptophyta, Magnoliopsida, Malpighiales, Euphorbiaceae. Bases 85 to 540 code for a protein of 151 amino acids. Gene Ontology annotation, biological process: defense response. The record is from RefSeq and is a predicted model, not a curated record.
AAUAAGCAUUGAGGCCUAAGCAUUUCUCCUCCACAACCGUUUUCCUUGCAUUAUUGUAUUGUUUUCGCAAUUGAUAGAAGAAAAAUGGCUCUCUCUGGUAAGAUGGAGGUUGAUGUAGAAAUCAAAACUUCCGCUGACAAGUUCCAUGAUGUAAUGGGCGGCAGACCACACCACACCGCCAUUGCUUCACCUCAAAAUAUACAAACAUGUGAUUUACAUGAAGGUGAAUUUGGAAAAAAGGGCUCCGUUCUCCGCUGGAAUUAUGUCCAUGAUGGGAAAGUUAAGGUUGCAAAGGAGCUCGUGGAAGACAUAGAUCAUGUGAACAUGUCCACUACCUUCAAAGUGAUUGAAGGAGAUAUACUGAAGGAGUACAAAAGUUUCAAAUUUGUUGUUCAGGCUACACCUAAGGGCGAUGGAAGCACUGUGCGUUGGAUCCUCGAAUACGAGAAGCUGAAUGCAAAUAUUCCUGAGCCGACUUCCUUGCUUGAAUUUUUAGUUAAUGUCACCAAAGAUAUUGAUGCCCACCUUGCCCAAACUUAGACUCCACUCUCUUUCAGAAUCAAUAAAACUUUGUGUGGAUGUCCACCUGCGUGCAUAUAUAUGCAAUAAUCACCACCGAACAUAUGUAAGUUUUGUGGAAGUAUUAUUCGUUUACUAUUAUGUGUAACGAUGUAAUAAACAAACAUCCACUUUAUGCAAAUGGUCUUAUCUAUUAAUAAUUAAAUUUUGGCUCUAA